AUGUCCAGCCCACCAUUUACGGUCAAAGCGGUCUUCGAGUAUUCGUCGAGCCACGAGGAUGACCUAACAUUUUCAAUCGGCCAAAUCAUCACCGUCACUGCGGAGGAAGAUGCAGAGUGGUACUAUGGCGAAUACACAAACGAGUCGGGUAGCAAGACAGAAGGCAUCUUCCCAAAGAAUUUUGUGGAAAAGUAUGACCCUCCGGCUCCUCCGCGACCGACGCGCCCAAGUAGGCCAAAGAAGGAAGCCGAUGUCGCCCCUCCGCCUGCGCCUGUUGCAGUCGAGACUCCGGUUGAGAGUCAUCCCCCGCCGGAGCCAGAAGUAGAGGAGGCUCCUGCCGAUGAACCAAGGAGUGUUCCCAAUCCUCCCCAAUCGCCUCCCCCUCCUUCAGAACCUUCGCUCAGUGAGGUUGCGUCCCCGCCUAAACCGGCGCCUGCUCCAGCUUACCAGCCGUCUUCACCCGAAGCGAGAGAGCCGGCUCCAAAGGCUUCGCCGAAGCCUCCGCCACCUGCGGUUGCUGAGAAACCUGCCUCGUCCUCAUUCAGAGAUCGUAUCGCAGCAUUUAAUAAACCAGCAGCGCCUCCGGUUGCACCUUUCAAGCCAGGGGGUUGGAGUUCCGGGGGCUCUAAUACUUUCAUCAAGAAACCGUUCGUUGCCCCACCACCUAGCAAGAAUGCCUAUGUGCCCCCACCAAGGGAGGCUCCUCCCAAGAUAUACAAGAGAGAGGAGGAUCCAGACGUCCAGGAAAGUGUUUCGCGUGAGCCGCCCGCUUCUGAAAGUCGACCUGCGCCGAUCGAAACCACCGAGAAUAAGGAGGAAGACCAGCCUAAGCCGACAUCUCUGAAGGAGCGGAUAGCUCUUCUUCAGAAGCAACAAAUGGAGCAAGCUGCACGCCAUGCUGAAGCUGCCCAGAAGAAAGAAAAGCCGAAGAAGCCCCCUCCGAAGAAGCGCGCAGAGUCAUACGAGGGAGCCGCCCCAGCAGAGGAGCCGAGUGCGGAGAGACCAGGCUCGAUGGAAUCUGCGCGGGAUCCUAGUGUUGACACUGUGAAGCCUGAUGCCUUACCUGUGCCACAACCACCUAUGUCUCCGCCACCUGCACGCGAACCGGCGAGUGAUGCCAACGACGCUGAUGACUCUGCCGCCGCUGAUAUUGAAGAUGCGGAGGAAACUUCUACAAGCAAAGAAGAUUACGAUGAGCGUGCCCGUGCUGAAUCUCGCCAUGUGGCUCAACCCCAGGAACAGAAGGGAGAAGAAAGUGAAAAGGACGGGCGCGAUGACAACGAAGAAGAGGAGGAAGAGGAAGAAGAAGAGAUCGACCCAGAGGUCAAGCGCAGAAUGGAACUUCGUGAAAGGAUGGCAAAAAUGAGUGGUGGAAUGGGCAUGAUGGGCUUUUUCGGUCCUCCUGGCGGUAUGCCUCUUCCUGGUGCAGCCCCUCGUAAGCCCAAGGCGACUACAGAACCCGAGAGAAGCAAUAGAGACGUGGAGCCGACUUCGCCAGCUGCUGCACCCCCUGUUCCUGUUAUGGCUCUUCCAGGGAUGAAUACUACCAAACCGGCAGCACCUCCAACUGUGGAAAAGGAGGAAGAAGAGGCCCCAACUACUCCUUUAGCGGAACAGCAUCCUGCAGAAGAAGUUCCUGAUGUCGAGGAGGUUGUUCCAGAAGAGCCUCCUCGUCCUGUCUCAUCAGACAGGGCACCUGCACCUCAAGAGCGUUCAGCACCUCCUCUUCCACCUUUGGAAACCCGGCCUGUUCCUCCUCCUGUCCCCCAGGGUCAGCCCCUGUCCCCUCCACCGGUGCCUGAACCCCGUCCAGUUCCUCCUCCCGUGAAGAACUCCACAUCCGGCGACCCGGGCGAGGAGUCGGAUGAUGAGCUUUCCGUGCAUGCUCAAAACUUGUCUCUGAAUGCUGCGGCAACCGAUAGGUCUGCCUCUCCUCCAUCGGUGCCAGCGCCUCCAAUUCCUGAUCAUGUUGACUCGCGUCGUUUGUCGACUUACGAUGCUACGUCCCCGAAAUCACCAACUUUCUCUUCAGAGAAGAGAUUCAGCCGCCAGCCCCCACCCAUCCCGGCAAAUCCUCCCAUCCCGUCGCAAACGCGGCCACCACCUCCACCUCCUCCCGGUGAUCUCCGUCGCAGAUCAACCGCUGAUAGUCGUGUCAGCGCAGCCUCACAGCUUCGCCAAACCGGAGAGGAAGUAGAAGGCGAAGUCACGGAGUAUGACGGUGACUAUGAUACAGACAUUGCGUCCGGGGCAAAGUUCAAAGAUGCAUUGAAAGCUCAUGGACGUGAUUCAAGCAUUGACGAAGACACCAUCACGGAUGACCAUUCUCUCCAGUCACCACGAAGUCCCCACGAGACCCGUCUUCCGCCACCGCCUCCUCCGUCCGCACCCAGAGCAGUCCCACCACCACCCCCUGUUCAACCCCCUCGAAGCGCUGGGAGAGCUUCCAUGGAGUCUCCUAGAGGACCGCCUCCACCUCCGCCCCCACCCCACAGGGAGCUAUCUUAUGGUGAUGAUGAUGAGUACGAUCCUUAUCGUUACACCACUCCCCAGCAUGGGUUGCCUUCCCCGAGAGCACCACCUGUACCUGCCGAGCGACGAUCGGUAGUUCCACCCGUCGCCCAGCCCGAAAAUGUUGAUGAUUCAGACGACAUGUAUGAAGCAUCCCCAGUACAAUCACCACCUCUGCCUCCUGUUCCUACGUCGCCCGAAAGGCGUAGCUCAGUGGCGCCUCCACCACCUCCCAGCAUGCCUCCCCCUAGCGCUGCCCCUCAACCUCCAUCCACAUCACGGAGCAAUCGUGCAUCCUUGGAUGUUCCGAGAGGCCCAUCCAACCUGCGGAGGUCUAUGGACAUAAACCGUCCUUCUGUUGAUCAGGGUUACAUUGCCAUGGAUGUUGAUUUGGCGGAACACACGCUGUGGUGGGCGCAACCGAAUAAUCCUCCUCCUGCCUUCCAAAACAGGAAAGAUGUUCUGUUCGAAUUUGAAGAUUCCGGCCCUGCAAAUCGUAGCGGAAGUAGCACGGUUACCAAAGAAGUCUAUAUUCUAUUCAUCGACUACUCUCAAACUAUAAUCACCGUGAACUUCGAUGCUCGGAAUCCUUCCGAUGCGACUCUGGAGCAACGCCAUGAAGCUCCCCCUCUCCAACCUCGCCAGGACCAACUCGAAAAUGCACAUCUCCAAAUCGGAACCCGCAUCGCCACUGCUGUGAACGGCAUCCAAAAUACAACUGUUGCAGAUGGCACUCCAUUCGGUCUAGUUCAGCACCUGCUCAGUCCCAUCACAGAUGCCCUACACCCUGUCGGCACACGUGCCUACGGUGCUUUAGUUUAUUCCAAUCUGGCCAACGCGUCCGUACAGCAAAAUGACGAAAUCCGUGCCGGUGAUAUCGUUAGCUUCCGUAACACACGCUUCCAAGGCCACCGUGGUACCAUGCAUCAGAAAUACAGUGCCGAAGUCGGCAAGCCUGACCAUGUCGGCAUUGUUGUUGACUGGGAUGGCACCAAGAAGAAGAUCCGCGCAUGGGAACAGGGUAGGGAAAGCAAGAAAGUCAAGGUGGAAAGCUUCAAACUCAAUGAUUUGCGCAGUGGAGAGUGCAAGGUCUGGCGGGUAAUGCCUCGCAACUGGGUUGGCUGGGGCAAAUGA
This is a messenger RNA of Aspergillus oryzae RIB40, 3645 nucleotides long. Its product is annotated as SH3 domain protein. The transcript has 3 exons. Gene Ontology annotation, molecular function: protein binding. The record is from RefSeq and is a predicted model, not a curated record. Lineage: Eukaryota; Fungi; Ascomycota; Eurotiomycetes; Eurotiales; Aspergillaceae. Bases 1 to 3645 code for a protein of 1214 amino acids.